AUGAACUUAUACGUCGAUAUCAUUAAGUUAUCGAUACUUCAAAUCAACAUCAUGAAGAAAAGAUGGCGCCUAUAUGGCUAUCGCCGGUCCUACUGCCAUGAGCCGUCUCCUCGGUCUUUCUCCUUUGGUUCUACCCUUCCAGUUGGCAACCAUGCCAUCUAUACACGAACCCGUCCAUAUAAUCUCUCGGCUAGAUCCCUACUACGAGCCAGGCUCGAUGCAUCUCAACCGCAGUCGGCAUAUAUCGCUUCUCCAUCGGUUUCAUAUCGGAAGGGAGCCAGCUUCUUUAACUCUCGGCUCGAUCCAUACCACGAGCCAUCUCUCGGCUGCUGGAAGACGGCCACACAGGAAUACUAG
This is a messenger RNA of Fusarium graminearum PH-1, 357 nucleotides long. RefSeq lists its product as uncharacterized. The transcript is spliced from 3 exons. Bases 1 to 357 code for a protein of 118 amino acids. The record is from RefSeq and is a predicted model, not a curated record. Lineage: Eukaryota; Fungi; Ascomycota; Sordariomycetes; Hypocreales; Nectriaceae.